AUGGAUAAUAGUUGGGUGGUGAAGAAUGUGGUAAAUGAACACUUGAACCCCAAUCCGACGCCUACCAAGUCUACACAUAUAUCGAUGUUCAAGGUGAAGAAAAUAACAGAUAUAAUUCUAAAUCAGAUUGUAAACGAUCAUGAAUCAGGCGCGCCAGUUGCACAGAUUUUCAACAACCUAGCUGGUAGACGUAAUGGGGUGGAGAAUAUUGGUUUUACGAAGAAAGAUAUGCAUAAUUUUCUAAAUAAGAGGAUGCGAUUGAGGCUUAGAGACGGAGAUGCUGCAACGAUGAUAAACUACUUAGAUAAAAUGACCAAGGACAACCAAAUUUUUUUCCAUCUGCACCGUGUAGAUAAAACAAGGAGGUUGCAGGACGUCAUGUGGGUUGACGCUCGAAGUAGAGCGGCGUAUAAGUAUUUUGGAGAUGUGAUGGGAUCAGGGAAGAUAAAUUGGGUAGGAGGCAAGUUUAGGUUUGGCUGCGGGAUCCUCAAGCAUGUGAAGGACUUGAAUCCAUAUUCUGAACCCCAUACAGUAAACCUUUCACUUGUUCCUGCAGUUGUAUCAUCUGAGCAUUUGUGGUUUCCUGGAGAAGUAUCAUUCGAUCCAUAUCCUUUCUCAACUGCAUCACUUGUUCCUUGA
This is a messenger RNA of Spinacia oleracea (spinach), 639 nucleotides long. RefSeq names its product protein FAR1-RELATED SEQUENCE 5-like. The record is from RefSeq and is a predicted model, not a curated record. The coding region runs from base 1 to 639 and encodes 212 amino acids. The transcript has 2 exons. Lineage: Eukaryota; Viridiplantae; Streptophyta; Magnoliopsida; Caryophyllales; Amaranthaceae.